Mycena indigotica is the source of this 1656-nucleotide messenger RNA. RefSeq lists its product as uncharacterized. The coding region runs from base 1 to 1656 and encodes 551 amino acids. The transcript has 6 exons. The record is from RefSeq and is a predicted model, not a curated record. Lineage: Eukaryota; Fungi; Basidiomycota; Agaricomycetes; Agaricales; Mycenaceae.
AUGACGACGGUGGUCCCCAGUCCCGUGCCAGACGCAGACCCUGCCGCAAAAUGGCGUUUCCCGCCGUUCCCGCCGCCACCGCCCGGCGUCAGUAUCGUGCCAUUCGCGGAUUUCGUCGAGUGCGGUAUUCAGGUGUUUGGGGAGUGGGUGGACGGUGCGCCGCGCGACGGGCGCGGGAUCGUCACGGUAGUACUUCCCGCUCGCACGAAAGACACCACCGCUGUUGAGGGAGGAGUUGCGGUCAGCAAGAAGAAGAAAAAGAAAAAGAAGACGCAGGCGGUCGUCGCUGCUGCGGGCGACUGGUGGACGGUGUGGGCGGGGUAUGCCGCACACGAGCGGUUCCGCGUGCCAUACGACAGCGCGAUCGAUCCGAUUAGCCGGCUGCAUAUGGCGUACGACGAUUUCGAGCAGUACUAUGGUAUUCCGCAAUUGACCGCCAGCUCACACAAGUACGUCUGGGACAUCGUCAAUGCGCUCAAGUACUUCGUUGGCGCCGACAAAGGCCUGUCGAACAUGAAGCUGGGGCAUGGCUCGGAGGGCGGCGAUGGCGCGAUGGAUGACGAUGACGACGGUUUUGGCGACGACGGGGACUUUGACCUUGGUGCUCCGGUUGGGACGACUGCGGAGGAGAGCCAACUUGAGAUCAGCGCAGAAACCAGGUCGGAGCAGGGAGAUGGCGAGCCCGCACCGCGUUUCCGCAAGGCCCAGGCAUUCCUCGACGACCCCGCAUAUGCAACGCAGGUCUUCCUGUCGUCGCACCUGAUCGACAAGGGCCUUUGUUGGGAGCAGCGCAAGCUCAUCGCCGCGCCGCACGUAAUGCGCUUCUUCCUUACUUUCCUCCACCGCACGGGCGUGAUCGCCAAAUCGGACUUCGACAACGCUAUGCUCAUUGUUCAGACCGCGAGCGUUGACCUCCCGGGCACGCUUGCGGUUUCUAACGCAUAUGAAAUCAAGUUCGAAAUGGACGAACGGCCAGCGAAACGGGCCAAAAUCGACGGUGAAACGGAGAAUAUCGAGCUCGAAAAUGGCACGACGUUGGUUGGGCAGACUGUGGACAGCGAUGAGCUCAUGGGUGGCGACAGCGGUGGCGAACAAAAUAACGAGGACGCGAACGGGUGGGGCGGCAGUGGUGGGUGGGGUGACCCUGAGACGACAGAGAAUACCGCUGGCUGGGGCGAACCUGCAAGUACUACCGCCGAAGAGCCCAAGCCGAUCCCGACUCUGGCUUCGAUCCUGGGCAACGACACGCGUGCUGCCGCCGUCAAGGAGCGGUACACCCCGGGCCUCGUCGAGCGGGCCAUGCGGCGCAUCGCCAGCGUCGGCACGGACGGGCCGCUUGCGAAGGUCGUGCUCGCGCCGUGGCCCGACUGGAAGCCGAGCGUUCCGGGAGAGCAGGACAACGGCCCGACCGUCCUGCGGCCGUCUGGCCCACAUGACAGCUACACGGACGACAUUACCCUGCGCGUGCUGCCCGCGUGUGCGGCCGUCCUCGCGCAGCAUGUCGGGCUCGGGGUGUGGGGGACGUGGGUGCGUGUGGACGCGGCUGGGCCGGCGGGGGAUGACGACGUUGAUGUGGAGGGGUGGUAUGUCCAGGACGUGACCCUGGUGAUCCCGAGCUAUUGGGCGGCGGCGACGGGGGGCGUGUGGGAUGUUUAA